Neodiprion fabricii is the source of this 1088-nucleotide messenger RNA. Its product is annotated as G-protein coupled receptor Mth2-like. The coding region runs from base 1 to 909 and encodes 302 amino acids. Lineage: Eukaryota; Metazoa; Arthropoda; Insecta; Hymenoptera; Diprionidae. The transcript is spliced from 5 exons. The record is from RefSeq and is a predicted model, not a curated record.
AUGAUCGUCAUGAUCAUCAACUUCAUUGGCUACACGGUGGUUCCACAGUUAAAAAACAAUCACGGAUUGGCAAUUCGCUGCUACAUCUUCACCUACAUCAUUCUUGCCUUUACGUACGGUGCGGAGAUUCCUGCAGUAAUGAUGCUGGAUACUGUUGAUUUCUUACGAGUAUUGAUAAUAGGUGCGAUUAUCGUCCACUAUUGUAACAUAUCCAGCGCUCUCUGGGUGCAAGUCAUAAGCUUUGAUAUUUGGCGGACGUUUCGAAAUGUACGAUCCGUUGAUCGCCGAGUCAGGGAACGUAAAAAUGCGAAGUUUAUUUGGUACGCGCUGUAUUCUGGGGUUUCACCCAUCGUCUUAGGAAUACCUGGGUUCAUCUGUUACGUAUGGGUUUUCAUGCACUGGGAUGACAACUCAGACCUUGAGUUUUUGAGUUUAGUCAGCUAUUUGCCAAGGUACAUCGAAUCUGCGAUAUACGCUUCAGUUUGUCUUUGCAACAUUUUCUUCUACGUUGGGAUGUUCUGCACGAUGAGGCGACAAAGAAAAGAGACGGCUGCUCUGACCGAAGGGUCGAAUCAACGUCACGGUGCACAAAAACAGUGGUUCAACUUGUACGUAAAAUUAUCUCUGAUAAUGGGCAUUCACAUGAUCGCGUGGAUAUGUAUCCCAUUGACCAAUUUGGAAUCAACCUUCGACUGGAUAUUUCAAGUUUCGGAACUGUUACACAGUAUUCUAAUCUUUCGAUUUUUCAUUUGGAAAGACGGCGUCAAGCAGAUAUUCCGGAAACGAAUUUGCAGCGCGGUAUCUAUUUGUUCAAGAAAAAUUAGUCCUGGUGAAGGUAAUACGAUCGGUUCACCUUCGCCGGAUGCUAAUCCGGAAGAAGCAUUACCACGAGUUGAAACCGCGUUUUGAUCGUCGCGUUGUAAGAUUUGGUCAGUCACAGGUUGUUGAACUAAUUCACAUAUUGAGCAAUAUGCCUCGAUAGUCUCGAGUGUCCUGAAGUAUCCAACCCGAAUGAAAUUACGUAAUACAUGAAUACCGCUUAUCGCUUUUGUACGAUAUUAUAUCAGAAAUAAAUUGCAAUGCUUGAA